Drosophila biarmipes is the source of this 3173-nucleotide messenger RNA. It is a transcript of the gene GluRIIB, whose product is annotated as glutamate receptor ionotropic, kainate 2. The coding region runs from base 126 to 2867 and encodes 913 amino acids. Gene Ontology annotation, biological process: synaptic transmission, glutamatergic; modulation of chemical synaptic transmission. The transcript has 13 exons. Gene Ontology annotation, molecular function: glutamate-gated receptor activity; transmitter-gated monoatomic ion channel activity involved in regulation of postsynaptic membrane potential. Gene Ontology annotation, cellular component: plasma membrane; postsynaptic membrane. The record is from RefSeq and is a predicted model, not a curated record. Lineage: Eukaryota; Metazoa; Arthropoda; Insecta; Diptera; Drosophilidae.
CCUGGCCGAGUUCUUUUGUCGAAUUUAUUGCGUUCACGAGGUUAAAAAAUUUUAUUCAUUUUUGUUCGAGGGGUUCUCAAAGUGCUUUUCGGGAAAGGAAUACGAGACUUCGUAUAGAUGCCAGCAUGUCUGCUCUACAGUUUUUAGUUCUUGCGGCCCUAAUCCUAUCCAGCGGCGCCACUGAAGAAACUUUGGUGGUCAAAAUUGGUGCCAUUUUUUUCGACACCGAAAUAAAAUUGGCCGAAGCCUUCAGCGUGGCCGUAGAGGAAGUGAAUGCCAUUAGGCCCGCACUGAGAUUGGAACCCAUUAAGCGCUAUAUCACCCUCGACGACAGCAUUGUCCUGCAAGACCUCUCUUGUGACUUGAUUGGAAACGGGGUGGCUGCUAUAUUCGGGCCAAGUUCAAAGACAAACAGCGAUAUCGUGGAAGUUCUUUGCAACAUGACGGGUAUACCGCAUCUGCAGUUCGACUGGCAUCCCCAGCAGUCGGAGAGGGAGCGAAUCAACCGGCAGCUCACCGUGAAUGUGGCCCCAAUGGAACAUCUUCUGUCUGCCGCCUUCCUAGACAUCUUGGCCAGCAAGAGCUUCGACUGGAAGUCCUUUACCAUAGCCUACGAGAAGAGUGCUCACCUCAAUCGUCUGCAGCACAUCUUAGCCUGGAAACAUCUCCAUAAAACGGGAAUCAAGAUGCAGGAAUUCGAACGAGGUAGCGAUUAUAGAAUUCUCUGGAAGCGAAUAAACAACGCCCGUGAGAAGUAUGUUGUUCUUGAGUGUCCCUCCGACAUUUUGACGGACGUAAUAAAUGCUUCCAUUGCAUUCAAUAUGACUGGGCCAUUUAAUCACUUGUUUCUAACGGACUUGAAUACACAUUUGAGUGGCAUUGAUCGAUUCUAUUCCCGGGAUUUUACUGUUUCCGUGAUGGCUGCCAGGAUACGGUCCUAUAUACCUCCUCCGGUCAAUGAUGAGAUUGAUGUAUUCGACAACUCCGUAGACACCAGGUUCUCUUCACUGGAAACCCAGCUUGUCUACGACUCGGUCGUUCUUUUCUACAACGCACUGCUUGAAAUAACUCAACGAUCUGCCUUCUACAGUCCUCAAUUUAGCUGUGGGCGCGGCUUUUGGCAGUCUGGACCACGUAUAGUGGAACAAAUGAAAAAGAUUUCCCCAAAGAGCGCGAUGCCUCCCUUUAAGACUCAACGGCUGCAGAUAAAUUCCGAUGGCCAGCGCGAGGAUUUUAAUCUUGAAGUUUACAACCCUCUAAUCGACCGUGUAACUCAUGUAUGGAGCAAGGAAUUUCAGCUUGUAGACUAUGAAAAACUAAAGGAGAAAUCAACAAAAGCCGUGAAAGAGAGUAGGCCUAAGGGCAAAGAGGAUAUAUGGCAGAAGCCCAUUCGGUAUACAGUGGCUACUCGGUUUGGCGAACCGUACUUCAGUUGGCGUCCGGAACCCGAAGGAGUUCACUACGAGGGAAAUGACCGUUUCAAGGGAUACGCAGUGGACUUAAUUUACAAGUUGGCAGAAGAAUGCAAAUUUGAUUUCAACUUUGAACCGGUCAGGGAUAACAAAUAUGGAAGCUACGACGCUGCCACGGAUGAAUGGGAUGGCAUUAUUCGGGAACUGAUUGAUAAUAAAGCACAAAUCGGCAUCUGCGACUUGACCAUUACUCAGGCGCGUCGGUCGGUGGUGGAUUUCACUGUUCCCUUCAUGCAACUGGGAAUAAGUAUUCUGUCCUACAAACAGCCGCCCCCGGAGCCAAACAUGUACGCCUUCCUUAAUCCAUUUGGAGUGGAAGUUUGGAUAUACGUCAUGAUUGCGAUGAUUAUCACCGCAUAUGCCUUGGUCCUUGCCGGUCGCAUAGACCAAUAUGAGUGGGAGCAGCCAGUGGAAAAUGAGGACCACGAACUGGAGCGCGAGAAUAUCUGGCAUCUGCAUAACGCCAUGUGGCUGGUGCUGGGCUCGAUACUCACUCAAGGCUGCGAUCUUUUGCCCAGGGGAAUGCCCAUGCGUUUAUUGACUGCCUUCUGGUGGAUCUUUGCCCUGCUUAUCUCGCAGACCUACAUAGCCAAGUUGGCUUCCUUUAUUACCUCUGCGAAAAUCGCCGGGAGUAUAGACUCCAUGCACGGUCUCGUUGACCAGAACAAGGUGCAAUUUGGCACUAUUCGUGGAGGGGCUACGUCGGUCUAUUUCUCGGAGUCAAACGACACUGAGAACAGGAUGGCCUGGAACAAGAUGUUGUCCUUUAAGCCGGAUGCCUUUACAAGGAGCAACCAGGAGGGCGUCGACCGUGUGAAGCUGAGCAAAGGAUCCUACGCCUUCCUCAUGGAGACCACCAGUCUGCAGUACUACGUCCAGAGAAACUGCGAACUAACCCAGACGGGGGAGAGUUUCGGAGAAAAGCACUACGGGAUUGCAGUUCCGCUGAAUUCCAACUUCCGUUCCAAUCUCAGCGUGGGAAUCCUCAAGCUCAGUGAGAAGGGCGAGCUCUAUAGACUACGCAACAAAUGGUUUAACAACAAUGAAAGCACUUGCGACGUGGCUGCCUCGACCAGUAAAGCCCAACAGUUCGGCAUGGAUUCGGUUUGGGGCCUCUUUGUGGUCCUGACCCUAGGCGUAUUUGUGGCAUUUAUGAUUGGCGUCGCCGAGUUCUUGUGGCAUGUGCAGCGCAUUGCGGUGAAGAAGAAGAUACCUCCCAUGCUUGCUCUGAAGGCAGAGUUUAGCUUUCUCAUUCGAUUCUGGUUGACCAAAAAGCCUCUUAACACCUAUCGACAGAGUCGCGAUUCAACGUUGACGGGUUAUUCAUCCCUGGAGCAAAUUUCGAGUGUGUCAAGUGCUAAGAGGAAAAAAAAUACCAAGAGGAUUGCGGAUUAAGGAAGUGAAAGUCUUGCGUACAUUCAGUGAAAUAAUAAUAGCUUAGAAUAAGAAUAUUUAAAAUCAGCAGUGGUCUGCCCCAUUUUUCCAUAUUUUAUGGGUUUAAAAGCUUUCUUCCUUAAUCUUAGCUCGUUAUCUUUGAGUUUAGAAAUAAUUAACUAACUGUGGAAAUUUUUUCUGCAUGUAUGCACAAUUUAAGACCAAUAUUAUUGUAAGCAAGAAGAGCUAUUGUACAUAAAAAUGCAGAUACUUAAAGGAUAAUUAUGAUAAUAUACACUAAAUAAAUUGAAUAACAAAGUUCGUUAC